Molecule: messenger RNA, 2573 nt
Organism: Bombyx mori (domestic silkworm)
Lineage: Eukaryota; Metazoa; Arthropoda; Insecta; Lepidoptera; Bombycidae
Gene: Osi24
Exons: 8
Coding region: 443-1882 (479 amino acids)
Cellular component (GO): membrane
Source: RefSeq, a predicted model, not a curated record
AGUUGGGGAGUGCGCGAGCGACGAUACACAUCCGCAUUCGACCAGCAUUCGACUUCACAUUCUCUUAAAGAAAACCCGUUCCUCUUAAGAAUUAAAAAAAAUAUAUUUUUAAUCAAAAGCAAUGCCCCAAGUGUGUUUUUAAAUAACAGUGAGAAUUACAUUAAUGUAGACGUGAACUAAGUGUACAUUAAACAAUUAUUUAGUGUUUCUUUUACUAAACAGUGAAUUUGUGCAUGAAAAGUGAAAUUCGUGAUGCCGUAAGCCGAUCUGGGCUAUUUCAUAAAUAAAAGUAAAGAACUAGCCAACGGAUCUACAUUUCUUCUGUCGCAACAUGGAUGUUUUCAACUUAAUUGGAAAAAUUCUCAUUAAUUGACGCAGAAAACCAUCUAUUGAAGAGCCCGAUAUAAGUGCACGGUGAUGAGUUUAGAAAGGCCACACAAAAAUGGACCUGAAGAAACAAACAUCACGCUGGACCGGUUAUAGAAAAGCACAAUGGCCGAUCGAGAAUCACACUUUAAUUUUAAUGUACAUACUACUUUUUGCUGCUCGAUUUAACUGUCAAGAUUUAAGUAUAAAUGAAGAAACCAAAAAUAAUACUGUAGAUAUAAAUAAAAGCGAUUGCCAUAGUACUGAAUCUAGUAAUAUUAAUGUUUUAGUCAGUGAUAAAGCGCCUAGUACUUUACAAGAUUUUAUCAGAAGUUUAGAAAAUGUAACAGAGAAAGAGGCCCUUUUAAAUAAAACUAUGGGAUACGUAGAGAAUUUAAUAGAUAACGUAUUAAAUUAUGAACGAAUCAAAAUAAUUGAUGGAGUUGAAAUCAAAAUUAAAAACGAUACUAAAGUAGUAGACAAAGAGAGAAAAGAAAAUAAUGAUAUUGAAGAAGCGAGAGGCUUAUUCAGUAAAUAUACUUACGAAUACAGACUUUAUCAAAAGAUCAAGAGCUUUAUAGAUACGCACGUGCUUUCGAUAAGCUUACCAAAAGCUGCUAAGUUUAUGGGCUUCAGAUCCUUCGGUUUAAACAAGUUUUUCCUGCCGCUGCUGAUCGGAGGGCAGGUGUUAAUAAAGACAAUUCUGUUCGCGAUGUUCCUGCCAAGUAUCCUCGGUAGCUUCGGGAAGAUAUUAGGAAAAGGCAUCUCUCACCUGUCAGCGACUUCCAGUCAAGCUAGCUAUCCCCCGGCUAAUAUGGAUGACACUAACGCAUACAACAACGACAACAAAGACUUCAUGGGAUAUGAGACUAACCCAACUGGCACUUAUGCUUACCCCCAAGACUAUGCCACAGAAGGAAACGACAUGGAACCGGGAAAUAUUGACAUGUCAAGAUACGGCGCAGGUGGACCCAAAGUUACCUACCUACCAAGCAAGAACAGCUACUACAAAAACCAGAUGUCCACUGCAAAUAACUACAAGAUCUUCCAAAAAAUACCGGCGUCCUCCAUGAUCCUGAGCAACUAUGACCCUUUCUACUCACCGCUGCUUUCAAGGCUCGACGGGAUCUUUGCAAGGCUCGGAUUAGCACCAUCAGAGAAUGCAGUCACAGAUAGCCCACAAAUGGGAGGGCAAAGUCUGAGUGACAUGAAGCUAGAAGCUUGCAGGGAACAGCUUAUUUGCCUCAUGUACGCGAAUCCAGCGAAAUACGCGCCCUACAGCAACCUGGUAUCAGCCCAGUUGAGCAGAGAGCUGAACGAACUCCGUCGCCCGGUCUCCGACAACCCAGAGAUCCUUAGGUUCUUCAAAUACAUGAGAGCAGCGAGGCGAGGACAAGAGGGAGUGGACUGCGUGACUCUCCAUCCAGGCUGUUCAACCAGCACUCCAACGCACACCAUGAUAGCUGCGUAUCACGAUAUCAACAAGCUAGUGACUGCUAGGAAAUUGAGGCUUUGAAUUCUAGAUAACAAAGUAUAUAAAAACGUCAUAGUGUGAGCAGGUGAAUGGUAGAUUCUAAUCAAGUUGAAGAAGAAAGCUAAAACAGCGUAAGUGCUGUCACAAUCUCGAAGACCAAGAACUUAAUUGAAGGUAGGCUUAAUUAAAGUGGGUGGCGGCAUUUACGUUGUAGAUGUCUAUGGGCUCCGGUAACCGCUUAACACCAGGAGGUGGGCCGUGAGUUCUUCCAUCCAUAUAGCAAAAAAAAAAUUGUAAAAAUAUAAUAUCGCAUCAGUACUUGCUCAGAUUACUAAAUAUGUUUUGUAAAGAAACAAUAACUUUUUCUUCUAUUGCUUUUUGGCACAAUUCAAUGUGUGGAGUUUAGCAUUUAGUAGCGGUUCUAGGCUAGUUAAUUUAUUGGUUAAUUUAUUUGAGUAUGUCAUUGUGAGAAUGUAAUUUAUUGUAUGUCCGAUUCUAUAAGCGUUUUCAUGUAUGUAUGUCCUUUGUAUUUAUUAGAAACUGUCUCUUCUAUUUUUAGGUUUUAUUUAUUAUUAUUUAAUCUUUAAUGCGUGCAUUUAUUCCGUUCUAUUGUUAAUAUGCUAUUUAUAUGAGAAUAUCUUCAAUAUAUUUUUUUUGUAAUUAAGUAAUAUAUUUAUUUAAUAGUCAUAAAUAGUGAAUGUAAACAUUAUAAUAAUAAGUAAAAAAAUAAAAA